GCUGCUCUCACUCUGCAAGUGAAGGGGAAUCUGACUGGAGGCUCAGCAUAGUGGGAGUCCCUCUCUGCCACACCGGGAGUGCCUGGGGGGGGUGUUUGCAGAGAGAGGAGGUUCAGUCAAGCAGUGAUGGAUGGAGAGAAAGCAAGACAGGAGCAGGCAGAGAGCAGUUUUCAGCCCUUCUGAAUCUUUCAUUAGGGAGAUCCUCCAACAUCAAGCUGCCUUGAUGGACUGAGGCUGAAGAGCUGGUACUGGGGUGUGCAUUCAGCAGGCAUCAGCUGUGUCCGAGAGACAGAGGGACACAGGGACAAGGGGAGGGAUAGAGCGCUGCAGGGGUGUGCACCUAACAGACACCAGAACCAGGAGGGAGAUGGAAGAGGAGCAGUGUUGAAAAGAGGAAUUCUCCUCUCUUGGAAGGAGCUGAGCGUGACCCUGCUGUGGGUAAAGCUCCCUCAAGAGAAAUCACGGUGUAUGAGCCGAAAGAAAAGAGAGGAAGAGGGCACGACUGCUGGCUGGAUAAUCCCUAAACCCCUGAAGAACGGGGGGUAAGGGGGAAGACGGAGGGUAUACCCGAACAACGAAAAGGUAUGUGUGAUCUGGCCUGGGUUCAUUUGUGUGUGAGGUAGCCUCAGUUUUACCUCCACAACUUCCUCUCUGUUUCUGGACAAGGCAAGAGAAGAACAGAUUUAGCUGUGCAUGACGGACUGGUGGGCCUGAAUUUGGGCAGAAUUUGACAGAGAAAUUAAGUCUGCCUCACAGAGCUGAACUCACGUCCUGUGGGGAUGUCGUCCAACGAGCUGAGCGUCGAGAUGGACUCCUGCAUCCGGACGUUCAAGGAGCACAUGCACCUGGAGCUGGAGCCUCCCAAGAUGCCAGGCGUGAUGGGAGGGAAGAGGGGCGCCACGUCCCCGAAGCUGUCUCCGAGAAGCUCCCCUCGGCUCUUUCGGAAACUCAUGGUCAACAAGAGCAUCCGACAGAGGCGACGCUUCACCGUGGCUCAUACCUGUUUCGAUGUGGAGAAUGGCCCGUCUGCCGGCUGCAGCCCCCUGGACCCCCAGGCCUCCCCCGGCUCUGGUCUGGUCCUCCACACCAACUUUCCCGGUCACAACCAGCGGCGAGAGUCCUUCCUCUACCGCUCUGACAGCGACUAUGAUCUGUCUCCCAAGUCCAUGUCACGAAACUCCUCCAUCGCCUCUGAACUACAUGGUGACGACCUGAUCGUUACACCUUUUGCUCAGGUUCUGGCAAGCCUUCGGAGUGUUAGGAAUAACUUCACUGUGUUGACCAAUGUCCAGUGUGCCUCCAGCAAAAGAUCUCCGGCAGCAGUGACUCAGCCUCCGAUCACCAGAGUUUGUCUCCCAGAUGAGGCGUACCAGAAGCUUGCCAUGGAGACGAUGGAGGAGUUGGACUGGUGUCUGGACCAGCUGGAGACCAUCCAGACCUACCGCUCCGUCAGCGACAUGGCCUCUAACAAGUUCAAGAGAAUGUUGAAUCGGGAGUUGACGCACCUAUCUGAGAUGAGUCGGUCUGGGAAUCAGGUGUCCGAAUUCAUCUCCAACACCUUCCUAGACAAACAGAAUGAGGUGGAGAUCCCGUCGCCGACGUCCAAGACACGAGAGAAGAAGAAGCAGCAGAAGCAGCAGCUGAUGACACAGAUCAGCGGGGUCAAGAAGGUCUCCCACGGGCCCUCGCUCUCCAGCAGCAGCAUCUCUCGCUUCGGCGUCAAAACAGAUAAGGAGGAGCUGCUGUCCAAAGAGCUGGAGGAUCUGAACAAGUGGGGCCUGAACAUCUUCACCGUUUCAGAGUUCUCCAACAACCGACCUCUGACCUGCAUCAUGUACGCCAUCUUCCAGGAACGAGAUCUGUUAAAAACCUUCAAGAUCCCGGUGGACACGUUCGUGGCCUACAUGAUGACAUUGGAAGACCACUACCAUUCAGAUGUGGCGUACCACAACAGCCUACAUGCUGCUGACGUGGCCCAAUCCACCCACAUCCUCCUGUCGACUCCAGCCCUGGAUGCGGUCUUCACAGAUCUUGAGAUCCUAGCAGCCAUCUUCGCUGCAGCUAUCCAUGAUGUUGACCAUCCUGGAGUUUCAAACCAAUUCCUAAUCAAUACCAACUCUGAGCUGGCUUUGAUGUACAAUGAUGAGUCUGUGCUGGAGAACCAUCACUUGGCUGUGGGAUUCAAGCUGCUGCAGGAGGACAACUGUGACAUCUUCCAGAACGUCACCAAGAAGCAGAGACAGUCUCUACGCAAGAUGGUCAUCGACAUGGUCUUGGCAACAGACAUGUCCAAACACAUGAGUCUCCUGGCUGAUCUGAAGACGAUGGUGGAGACCAAGAAGGUGACGAGCUCUGGAGUGCUACUGCUGGACAAUUAUACCGACAGGAUACAGGUGCUACGUAACAUGGUGCACUGUGCUGACCUGAGUAACCCCACUAAGUCCCUGGAGCUGUAUCGUCAGUGGACUGACCGGAUAAUGGAGGAGUUCUUCCACCAGGGAGACAGAGAGAGGGAGAGGGGGAUGGAGAUCAGCCCCAUGUGUGAUAAACAUACAGCCUCGGUGGAGAAGAGCCAGGUGGGUUUCAUUGACUACAUCGUGCACCCUCUUUGGGAGACCUGGGCUGAUCUGGUCCACCCGGACGCCCAGGACAUUCUGGACACUCUGGAAGACAACAGAAACUGGUACCAGAGCAUGAUCCCCCAGAGUCCCUCCCCUCCCUUCUACGACCAGGGCUCGCACGGACACAGUGGAGGAAACGGAGGGCAGGGGGGCGGGGAGAAGUUUCAGUUUGAGCUGACCUUGGAGGAGGAGGACUUGGAUGGAAUAGAGAAAGAUGGUGAAGGGGAGGAGGAGGAGGAAGGUGAAGAGGAAGAAGACUUAGAAGAGGAGGAGGAUAGUGUGGGAGAUUCUCGAUCUCCUCCCCUGGACUAUUUGGACAGUCAGGAGCACGAGGAGGGCCGAAUGAUCGAGCCCACGCCAGCAAUAGAAAUUGUGACACAUGAGGCGUCACCCACAGAUACAUAGUGUUUCCAUCAUCAUCCUCACGUGGUGAUUUGAAAGUUUUUUGGAAGAAAAGAGGGGAAAUCCUCUUGCAGCUGUGCUUUUUAACAAGCCCACAGAGGCAAGGGCUUCGUUUUGGCCCGCACACGGGCGUCUUGCACUUGGGUGUUUGAAGCCAGACAUGGACGGACAGUUUCAGUGAAGCGGCUUCAGAGUUCUCAGGAAAUAAUUGCUGCGAACAUUUAGUCCUGGCAGAAAGACGAGACUGGGGUGUGGAACUUGAAGGAUUCUGGCCAGUUUGGGAAAUGGUUACUUUAAUUUUCUGGACUGGCAUUAUGAAAAUGGACAAUGACACUACUGAGAGAAGUUUUGUACCUUAAGACUUUUUUACAGAUAUGAUCUAGAAGUAGCAUAGAGUCAAGAUCUACAGAUGGAGACACGUUUGUAUAGCAAGAGAAAGUGUUUACUUUUUUCCUGUACCAUUUGUCAAAGGACUUUUGUGUGCCUUUUUUACUAUUGUCUUUAUAAUAGUUUUUUAUUUAUUGAACACUCUAGUAUGUCUGUGAAAUAUUUUUUUUCUUAUCUGAAAGAGCAAAAUCUUUUUUGUAUGUUAAAAAAGAGAACAGUCUUCCAUGUAUUGGGCAAUAGAGAAAUCCAAACAAACGUCGACAAACAACUCUCGGACAAACUCAUCUAAAUAGGAAAACAUCAACACCCACAUUCAACGCACAUUUCUAUCACUUUUGUUUUUCAAAACUGAGCACAACGUGUUGUUUGCAACUGCUUACAUACACUCAUGGUUCAUGUUACAGUCAGUCAGUGAAUCUAUUUUCAUGCUUCACAUGUCUUUCCUUUUUUCUUUGUACCUGUCUGCAAACCAUUUGUACUUCCAGUAUUCUCACACCUAAUCUAUUUUGAUGCAACAUACUCGCUCAGUCUGGAUAUAAAAACAUAUACUUGCAAUCAUACAAUAAUAAAUUCUCGUCAUUGGGAUAUUUUAUUGAUACGAUUUUAGCUUUUCGUUUUUGUUGUGUUGGUGUGAAUGUAAGCACGACUAAAAUACAAACCUGUUAGUUGGAAUGGGUCCUGACCCCAGACCCCUCUGCAUUCCCGCCCAGAUCCGAUGAUGACAGGUGCUCUUACAGUCGCCUGUCUGAAAGCCACUCUCACACUCUAAUCAACACCAUGAUAUACAAACCCCCCGGGGCUCCAUUGACACGACCCCAAAAAACAAUCAGGCGGGCUAUUUCUUCCUCGUGAUACAAAUCCCUCGAGUGCUGCUUCUGCUCAUUGACGUCACUUUAAUUAUUUCUGUCUCCACUGUUUCAGGUUUCCGGGACGGUGGAGUUAUUAGGAUUUGACACAGGUUGUACAGCUGGAAUCAGCGUAGCAGAAAGAAAAAAUUAGAUGCUCUACUUUUUCAAACCAAACCAAACAGCUCUGUUUGAUUCCUCACUGAUGCAUUAAGGGAAGAUAGGUUGAAAAUGGUUUGCAGACCUCACAAUUCUACUCUUGUUGCUUCCAUGACUGAAUUUUUUGGAUGUUCCAGUCACAGUUGUAAUCGUGUCUCUCCAUGUUCAUGUUGGUUUACUGACUCAAAAGGUACUUCAUCUAGUUUCACUCCAGCAUGCUUAAGUGGCAAUCGUUUGUGUGCAGUUUGUAUGUACGGAUGGUUUUGUAUGUUGUGUGUGAGUCUGUCUGUGUGUGUUUGGAUGUGCUGACUUUGUCACCAGGCCUUACCCCUAUCACUCCACACCUUUGUCGCUAAUGUUUGUCGCUAGGAGCUCAAGUUGGUCCUUUUUGCUGUUUAUAACAGUGUGUAUUUAUUCUAUACUUUAAGCUUGUAAAUAAGAAAUACUGGUUCAGUGUAAAAUCUAUUUUAAUUUAUAUGCACUUGCAUUACCUGGAAGUGGUGGUGUCUAAUGUGUAGAGAGACUCUGGAUUAGAGUCUUUUUAUAGAUGUAUUAUAUAUUGAUAUAUAUUGUUUUCACACACACACACAUACACACACACACACAUAUAUAUAUAAGUAUAUAUAUAUAUAUAUAUGUAUAUGUAUAUACAUAUAUAUAUUAGCGCCCAGCAGAGCAGCAGCUAAAGAGACAUGUUGUUGUCACAUGAGAACCUUGUAACUCUAAUUACAACAUAAAAAUUAAAAUAGUCUUUUAAUGUAACGUCACAGACGGAAUAACAUCAUAUUAUUAUUAUCCAUGAAUAUUAAACCAAAAAGAUUCUUACUUUUACGUUGUUUUAAAAUCUUUUUUUAAAUCUUUAUCAGAAAAUGUAAGUUUCUCUCUAAGUUUCAUUUAUUCAAAUGUCUUUAAUUUAAUAUUUGCAAACUAUUUGAGAUCAACACAGUUGACAGGUUUUCAUGUGAUGGCAGCAUCUUGGUAACCCAGAGGCAACAUAGAGGACAUGUUAAACUGCAUAGGCUUGGAUAUAGGACACAUAAAAGCUAGCUAAGGAACACAGAAGCUUAGUCAGUGCUCGGUAUCAAAGUGUAGAAAUGGCUGAUUAUCUCUCAGCGGCUCCACACAGCCUUCGCUUCUUCAUCCAGCAUUUGAACGCAGAUCGCUGAUAUGAGGCAUGACACAGAUUCGACUGACAAACACGAAGCGAUUGUCUCCUUUCACACUCGACACACUUCAUGUAAAGGUAGAUAAGACGGGGACGGUAUUGGUAGCAUGCUACAAUACGCCCAGCACAGACGUGACUCGUUCUGAAUUAACAACAAAACACGAUCUUAUGUAACUGAUUGUGCUAAUGUGUGAACUCUUUCUGACCAAACUUGUUAGCAGUUUUGAAAUUCAAAAUUUGUCAGUAUUAACAUUGUUUAUCUAUGUUCAAGCUUUUUUUUCUGGUCCUAGUUGUGUCCAAAUGGUUAGCCAGAUUUAGCACUAUCUGCAUGAGAGGUGGGGUUUUUUAAUUGUCAAUAAUAUGUUCAAGUCCACCAGUUAUUGCCGGUGGAUUAUUAAAUGUUUCACACAAUGUAUGGUAUUAUAUUGUAUAUUGUGUUCAAAAAUAAAUCUGAAAUACUUUUUCUAUGAAGUGAUUAAAAGCAAA
Paralichthys olivaceus (Japanese flounder) is the source of this 6065-nucleotide messenger RNA. NCBI's taxonomy places the organism in Eukaryota, Metazoa, Chordata, Actinopteri, Pleuronectiformes, Paralichthyidae. The record is from RefSeq and is a predicted model, not a curated record.